Encephalitozoon hellem ATCC 50504 is the source of this 1668-nucleotide messenger RNA. RefSeq lists its product as uncharacterized. Lineage: Eukaryota; Fungi; Microsporidia; Unikaryonidae. Gene Ontology annotation, molecular function: ubiquitin binding. Gene Ontology annotation, cellular component: cytoplasm; nucleus. The coding region runs from base 1 to 1668 and encodes 555 amino acids. The record is from RefSeq and is a predicted model, not a curated record. The transcript has a single exon. Gene Ontology annotation, biological process: ubiquitin recycling; proteasome-mediated ubiquitin-dependent protein catabolic process.
AUGAUUGGAAUAGAGAGAAUUGAAAAGAUAAGCACUUCUGAUGUGAAAACACUUCUUGUGAAGGAUGAUAUAGUUGUUAGUGGAGGAAGGGAAGGAAAGAUAAGAGUGUGUGGGCAUGAUUUUGGCUGGUAUACAGAGAUUGAGCCUGGGCAGGGAUAUGUCAACUGUGUUGCGAUUGGAGGCGGGUUCCUAUUUGCAGGAUGCCAGAAUGGAAGCAUAGUUGUAUAUUCUUUGGACGAGUGCCAGCUUAGGGAUGGACACAAGGAAGAAGGUACAAAGGUGGUGCCUGUGGGGUUCUUAAAAGGCCAUUCUUCGAAUGUAUGCUGUUUAGACACGAUGGGAGAUUUUAUUGUCUCUAGCUCAUGGGAUUGCACAGUGAUUGUUUGGGAGCCAAGACAAAUGAACAACGACAAGGGUGGGAUAGUGCAGAAGAUGCCGCACCCCACAGUUGUUUGGUGUGCCAAGUUUAUUAAUGAAAAUACCAUUGUGACUGGGUGUAGUGAUAAAUUGAUCCGGAUUUUUAAGAAUGGAGUUCUGACUAGAACAUUUAACCAUCAUCUUUCAUAUGUCAGAGGAGUUGCUGUUUUGAACGAGAACAUCUUUUCCAUCGACAAUGAAGGGAUAGUUCUCAAGGUAUCAUUGGAUGGAAGGAUCCUGAAGCAUUAUUCUACGAAGAAUUUUAUGUAUAGCAUAUUUUCCUAUACCUGUGACGGCAAAGGCCUAGUUAUAUGUACUGGGGAGAAUGGGACGGCUAUUAUAUUUGACGAAAGUCUCAAGCCAAUUCAGAGUUUAUCUAUACCUGUGACGUCUUGCUGGGCCGGGUUUGGGUGGAAUGAUAAAGUGUAUGUUGGAGGAAGUGAUGGGAGGUUGUAUGUGUACUCCUCGAAUCCUUCAUCCGAAGCAAGAAAGGCCAUUGAGGAAAUGAGGAAUGAGCAGGGAUCCCUAUUAAAGGACGGGGAGUUUGUGUCUGACGGACAGAAGUUCAAGGCUGCUAAUGGGAAUGUGUAUCAAGAAAUAAACGGAGAGUGGAUUCUCCUUGGCAAAGGAGAAGGAUCCAAGCCCUAUGAUAAUACAUUCCAGGUUGAGCUAGAAAACAAGUACUACACCCUUUCGUUCAAUAACAACGAAAACGUCUAUGAGGUUGCAGAAAAGUUCCUGAGGGAAAACAGACUUCGAGACGAGUUCAGGGAUGACAUUGUCGAUUUCAUUAACAAGAAUUUUGUUUCUGCUAAGGAAUUUAGAAUAUACUCAAGAAUCAAUACAGAGGGUGUCAAAUCGAUGCUCAACAAGGUUAAGGACGAGCACCAAUAUGCAUACCCACACAUUUUAGACAAUCUUCAGAAUCCAAGCAUUGAUGAUAACGACAAGGUUGAAGAGGAAAUAAGGAUGCUAAUCAACAGUGGGCCGAAGUUUAUGGCAUUGGACUUGAUAAGAUACUUUAUGGUCCACAAGUACAUUUUUGACCUAUCCUUUCUGUUUACAUUUACUCCCCGGGACAAAAAGGAAGCCGUUACAUUUGUGAGACUUCUUAGCAACCUAUUUGCUGAUCCGCCCUUUAAUCUAGAUGCACUCCAUCCUCGUGUUCUGGAACUGAAGGACCGUGGGGUUGUUGAUGGAGAGGUCUUGGAUGAUUACUUUGUUAACAAAAGCCUGAGAAGUGGAGCAUGA